AUGUACACGCCUCACUCGACGAGGGCUAUCAUUGAAGCUCUUAAGGUUAGUCAGCGAGCAGGCCUCGGGGUGAUCUGUAAGAAAUCCUGAUGCUAAUACAUGAGUACCACUUGUUUAACCGGGGUGUCUAGGUGUCCAGUUGUUGGUCCACGUAAUGGUCGCAAUAGGUCGCUCACUUGAGUGCAGGUAUAGACCACGCCUAGAGUUCAUUAACUGGCACCCAAUUCUCAGAUUUGGCUUCCCGAAACUAGGCUCUGCCCGGCGGCCACACCCCGGUAACCGCCUCGACCGGCAGGCUAAGCCAGGUGAAGAUGCCCGUGUGUGCAUCUUCAGACGCGGUAACUCGGCUCCCCUCCCACCACCGCUGGCUGAAUAGAUCACCGCGUCGGCAUCUCCGAGUUGAGGCUUCGUCUGCUGCCCCACAGGAGGCCACAAUCAAUCAGCAAGCUACUGAUCCAAUGGCUGGAUGACCGGCCCCUUUCUACUCCUUCCCAUCCAUUCUCCGCCCAUCAGCCUCUCUACUCUAUCCUGCUCACCUGCUAUGCGGCCGAAAGUCCCACGGACCACUGGAUCGCCACCUCUACAGCCCCACAGGAGACGUAGAAAUCUACGAAGCGUCACCGCCGUCACGACCAAACGCGAACUUGCAAAUCGUAAUCGUCCCCACCUCGCAAUGUUAACGCUCAACUGUCCGCAACCUGCCCACGAUGUUAACUAACGUUCCGGGUACCAGUUGGCCUUAUUAGACAUCUUCAAACCAACUGCAGCAUCCGAGCGACACCACCCGGCGUCCCCCCUUACACCUCUGUCUUUUCCCUUUGCAGACAAUCAGCACUGAACGCCCUCCUAGAUCCCCAACGCCAUCCACCAUCGCCCCAACAUCCGCUGCAACGGCUCCCGUACCCACCACCACUGCAUACAACCCAGACCCACCGAAAAGCAUCAACGUCAGCACCGUCAACGCCAGCGACGUGGACUCGGUCGAUAACUACUCUUAUUGCGACCGCACAUUCACCCCGCACAUCGGCCUGGUCAGUCACUUGCAAGUUCGCGCACAGAGACUGGCGAGCCAGUGCCUGGAGCACUCACCACUUCCGCCUCCACCUUCCGCACUGCCCCAGAACAUCCACUCACCGCAUAGGCCUACUAGUUCACAUGCAUAUCCAUGA
Spirometra erinaceieuropaei is the source of this 1169-nucleotide messenger RNA. NCBI's taxonomy places the organism in Eukaryota, Metazoa, Platyhelminthes, Cestoda, Diphyllobothriidea, Diphyllobothriidae. The record is from the annotation of a GenBank genome assembly.